Molecule: messenger RNA, 1866 nt
Organism: Phyllostomus discolor (pale spear-nosed bat)
Lineage: Eukaryota; Metazoa; Chordata; Mammalia; Chiroptera; Phyllostomidae
Gene: TMEM123
Product: transmembrane protein 123
Exons: 4
Coding region: 165-794 (209 amino acids)
Cellular component (GO): cytoplasmic vesicle
Source: RefSeq, a predicted model, not a curated record
UCCGGCACCCUACUGAGCCACUGCGGGGCAGGUGGCGGGAAGGCAGGCGUGCUUGGCGGAAGCGGACGCGGAACAGGCUGGGUGUGUAGAGGCACCGCUCCAGCUCGCGCCACUGCCACCUCAGUUGAGGACCCACGAGGCCGCUGCGUCCUGCCUUGAGAACAAUGGGACUCGGCACCCGAGGUAGCUGGGCCCUGUUCUUCGUGGGGGCGCUGCUCGUGCUCGCGCUGCUGAAAGUCGCCGUGGAAGGCGAGGACUCGGCGGGGAAUGUCCCACCUGUGCCUGCCAACAAUAGGAAUGAAUCUUCCAGCACGACCGUGAAACCAUCUACAACUUCAGUUUCGUCAGUGACAGUCAAUACCUCGAAAUCCACAGUGAAAUCCUCAACAGCCUCAGUUACUUCAGUCACAAAAAAUGUGACAGUCACCACCUUGAAAUCCACAACAACUUCCCAAGUGACAACACCUCCAGGGGUCUCAAUAAAUACAACAUCUACCACCUUAAAGUCUACACCCAAGAUAACAAGCAUUUCACAAAACACAUCACAGGUGUCCACAUCCACGAUGACCACAAACCACAACAGCUCGGUGACAUCGGUUUCUUCAUCAGUAACAAUAACAGCAACAAUAAAUUCUAAAGAAAACAAAGGAUCAAAAUUUGAUAUUGGCAGCUUUGUCGGUGGUAUUGUAUUAACACUGGGAAUUUUAUCUGUUCUUUACAUUGGAUGCAAAAUGUAUUAUUCAAGAAGAGGCAUUCAGUAUAGAACCAUUGAUGAACAUGAUGCCAUCAUUUAAGGAAAUAUGAGGACCAUUGGAAAGAAGAUCGGUGCAUCCCUGUCGAUUAGUUUAAGACCAUACUCUCUUUUUGAAAACAGUAUAAACAGGCCAUGCAUAUAAUGUACAAUACAUCAUAUAAAUAUGAUUAUAUCUUAUGAUCACUUCUCAUGAUUACUAAAGGUAAAAAGGGUUUUUUGGGUUUCAUUUGGAACAUACAGUUAAUGCAGUGGUUAUAUUCACUUUUAGGAAAUAGAUGUUAAGACAAGUCCUGUCCCGGUUUCUUUGUGGCAUUGGUCACAUAGGGGCCAGUGAUUGGGGGACAUCGUCUCAGAAGGGCACAGUGCCAUCUGGACAAACAAAUAAGGUGCUCGUCACAGCACUCAGGAUGUGGGUUGUCUUUCCUGCUCACGCAGAGAACUUAGUGCUACACAGAGCUGGAUGGAUAUAUGCUGCUUUACUGAUGUCACAUGGCAGGCGUUUUAUGAGUAAACCAGAUCUUAAGCAUAAUUUUAGUUUAAGUGUCUCUUCAAAAAGCAUGAAUAUUUUGUUUUAGUACUAGGUUUAGAAACAAAAUGCAUUCCCUCCUCACAAAACAAACAAACAAAAAAUCAAAUAAAAGUAGAAACAAUACUGGAGUUUAGCCCUGUGAGAGCCUGUAUUUUUAUUAAUAACUUCUUUCAAGCUUUAGUGGCAGUUGAUAUAAUUAUCUUUUUUUCCCUCUGUAAUUUCAGUAAAUUGCAAUGUUUAACAGGAUAGUGUUUUAAAGACUUAGUUGUUAGUAUUAAGAAGUUAGAUUAUAUGCUACUGUGAGAAUAUCGUCACCACUGGAAAUUGCUUUAUUUCAUAUUCAGCUAUUAUUUAGUGAAUAUUUUUAAGAGAUGUAGAGCUGCUUUCAAUAUAUAGAAAUGUUUAAUGCAGCGUAAACACACCUAACUUUUUUUAAAAAGCCCCUUUUUGACUUCCCAUACAACAUUCAGGACUCUGUACAGUCAGAACUGUAGAUUAAUGCUCUGUUCCUCAAGCCAAGGAUUGUAGCACUCCCCUCACGCUACUAAACCUACAAGGUGGAAAUACUGCAUUUUUCUGCACU